Pelagomonas calceolata is the source of this 875-nucleotide messenger RNA. NCBI's taxonomy places the organism in Eukaryota, Pelagophyceae, Pelagomonadales, Pelagomonadaceae. The record is from the annotation of a GenBank genome assembly.
GCAGCACGCGGCGCGCCUGAUCCUCUGCUCUGCCUCUCGCGCCAAAGCUGCAGUCAAAUGCCGGCCGCAAAAACGCGCGAGGGACGCUAGGUAGAGGCAUCGGGAGCGCUACACACUAAAUACAAUCCUCCUUACAACAGAAAAACCGGCAGCACCGGGGAACCCCGCGCGACAAGACAAGAGCUGGGCCAUCUAGCGGCGACGCGGCCCGCGGCCCUGGUCGUGUAUCUCUCCGAACGCCGCCGCCCUCGCGCCGUCGCCGAGAUGACGUACUCCGAGCAUGCGCUCCCAUCAAACGCGGCGUCCUGUUCGUCGACCGGGAACGCGACAUCGCCCUAGAUGCGCACGGCCUGUGGCCCUACAUCCAGCCCGGGGCCCGCCGAGACCUCGAGCGCGUCGACUUUCCGCUCUUCGAGACUAGGACACCACCAGCAGGUCCGGUUCGUGCAACCUUCACGCCAUCGAGCAGACGUAGUUCGAAACGACGCCGCGUCGACGGCGUACUGAUGCAGGCCUUCGAUUCAUGAUGUGCAGGAUCGUCAAGACCUCCAUCCGAAGAGGAUGCGAGCCCGCGCGCGUCGUCAGAGGUGGCGCGUCGACCGCGGCGCGCCGUUUCACAGCGUGCGCGCCGAGCAGAGGUCGGCGAACGAAGAGUGCCCACGCGUCGUUAGACGAUUUGUGCGCGGCGCGCGAGAGUCUCCCGCGCCGCCGAGGCGGGGCUGGGCUGCAAGCUUGCUACCGCACUACUCCCUCUCCUGAGGCGCAACGCUGCGACGCGUGCUGGAGCUGUUGAAGCGUUCGUCCUACGCUCCUUUGGAACCGCUACUCUGCCUGGCACCAGCGCUCGCGCGUGCGGCGAGGCAAGCUGGCAAUUG